AUGGAAGCUCUUAAGAUCAUCGCCAAUGACAUGAGUGAAAAACCAUCGACGCGUUUUGAGGCUUCGAGUCUUCUUAAUUGCUUUGGCUCACUAGAAAUAUGUUUUCUGACUUUAAUGUGGAAUGAUGUACUUGAAAGAUUUAAUAAAGUGAGCAAAUCUCUGCAAUCUGUAGACAUUGGACUAGGUACUGUUGUUGAACUGUAUCAUUCUUUAGUUACGUAUCUUGAAGGUAAACGAGAAGACGGAAUAUUCGAUCUUUAUGAAUCAAGAGCUAUAGAGUUAAGUGGUGAACAAAACUAUACAUAUGAUUUGAAAAGAAAACCUAAACGAAAAGUACAGUUUGAUGAAGUAAAAAGAAAUGAUACCGAACUCUCAGGCAGGAAUAGAUUCAGAGUUACCACCUAUAAAGUAAUUAUUGACAGGUUGAUUACUGAACUACAGAGACGUGGCACAGCUUAUGAAAAAUUAAGUAAUAAGUUUGACUUUCUUACAAAGCUCAAUAUUUUAAAUACUCAAGAAGUUUGCGAAGGAGCAUUUAAUCUAAAAGACUUUUAUCCAGGGGAUUUGGACGAGAAUAUAAAAAACGAAUGUUUGCAUUUACAAGCUCAUUUGUUAUCCACAGAAGCUACAAAAGAAAAAAAAAUGUCAUCACUGGAGCUAUAUAAAUUUAUUUUAGAAAACGGUUUUAUAGACAUUUAUCCAAAUAUAGGAAUAUCACUUAGGAUGCUGUUGAGUACCCCUGUAUCAAACUGCUCAGCUGAACGGUCAUUUUCGGCUCUUAAAAGAAUAAAAAAUUAUUUAAGAUCAAAUACAGAGGAAAAAAGACUUACUUCAGUCACCGUGUUAUACAUUGAGUCAGAAGUAAUGCAAGCAGUGGACUACAGUGAAGUGAUACGUUCUUUCGCAGAACAAAAAGCUCGACGUGUACAAAUUUGUUAA
Messenger RNA from Macrosiphum euphorbiae (potato aphid), 939 nucleotides. The record is from the annotation of a GenBank genome assembly. NCBI's taxonomy places the organism in Eukaryota, Metazoa, Arthropoda, Insecta, Hemiptera, Aphididae.